UGCUAACUGACAACAAGUUGUGACAGUGUCUUGCAUUCUUUCUGGGCUUGAACGCAGCGACGCUGUAACGGGGAUUCGCAUCAGUAUCAGUAUCAGUAUCAGUCAGUAUGAUGAGCUCCUGAAGAGGAGUUGCUUGAUACACAAGGUCCUUUUUUGGCCCUGUGUUGUGUGGAAAAACACAGGCUUACGGUUAGUGAUGCAGGAGAAACGCCCCGGGCGCUGCUUCUCCACCGGCGUGAGUCAGAUGCAGUUUGGCUCAUCUCCAGGCGAGAAAUGAUGACAUUCGUGGAAAGAGCAGUGCCAUGUUGGAGCAGCCAGUGCUGAUAAAGACGAAAGAGAGGAGACUCCUCGCACACUUUCCCGUCAGCCCUGUGGCAGCCAGGUCGGGGCGAGACGAGUAUGGGGGGGGGGAGCCACUGGGCCACAUCCAGGUGAAGCGGGACAAUGACUUUCAAUCUCAACCUCCUGACCUUACACAGGUCACACCGGCUGCUGAAGUCAGUCUGGGAGAUGGGCUCUUGUUGCUGGCCCGGUUCAGUCACAGAAGGAGCGCCGUCGGCCUCCAGAAGAUGGCUGCGCCGGUUCCUGCUGCUGAAACUGGUGACGGUGCUGCUGUUCCCCCACGGGGCAGCCAUUCCCCUGCUGGUGGGCUGCGUGUUGAGCCUGCGGGCCCUCUCGCUGCUCCGCUCCGCCCACAUCUCCACCAAGCCCUCCACGGUGCUCCUGGGCCAGCUGGCCCUCUCCGACAGCCUUGUCCUGCUGCGGUGGGCGCUUUGGCAGGGAGCGACGCUCUCCUGGUGGAUGGAGGAGUCGGGCUGGGAGGUCGAGGCGGGCGCCGCGGAGAAGGGGGAAUCGGUCCGGUGGAGGGAGGCUGUGAGCGCGCUCUGUCAGCCGCUGCUUGAUGCCCACCACCUGGCCUCUCUGCUCCUGCUGGGCCUGCUGGGGCUGGAGGCCACGCUGGUGUCACGCUGGCCCCAGCAGACUCGGAAUUUCAGGACAUCUCACUGGGCCCAGCUCAGCUGCGGCCUGGUCUGGGUGCUUGUGCUGCUAGAGCUCAUGGUAUCGCUACCCAGAAAUAUUUUGCAGGACUCCAGACGUGAGACGCACUCGUCACCGCUCCACGAGUCCCAGCCGUCGCAUGCGGGUUUGGGGCCUCCUUCCUCCCUGCCUGCUUUCUCCCCCUGCCUGAGGAGGAUAUUAUGGCUGAUUAAUUUAUGGCUGCAUUAUGCUUUUUUCUGUAGUAAACCACAAAGGAGAAGGAGCUCCUUUCAUUGAAAGUGUUGUGCUAAAUCUACACACAACUGACUGUUGUUUGCUAUUUUAAUACAUUUUAUUUAUAGAAUAAAUUAAAUGUCAAACUGAUAACAAGGGGGAGAUGUCUUUAUAUGGACCCAACAAGGAAACCAUUGAAACUCAAGCUGUUAAAAUCUGUCUGUGGCCACACGUCUGUGGCUACACGUGGCUGUCGUCACACAUACUGUGUGCUUACGUACCUUCACUCCUGUGAUGAAAUUAUCACGAUGCUUCACAACAUGUAUCCGUAGCACAAGCACCAGAGAGUCUCAGUACAUGUCAGUUUGUCAGCUGUAACUAAAGUUUGUACUUUAGCUACUGGUGAUCCCAGGCCGACUAAGCUCGUAGAAGUGACUCCUCUAAGUGUUUAUUGUUUAUGAACUCAGCUUUUCAGCUGUCAUUUCUCCUUUCAAAACGUUUGAACAUCAAUGAAGAAGCCCUUCCAAAAACUGGAUCCCCAAUUUGAGAAUGUAUAAAACUCAAAAGCAUGAAAUACUAGCAUGCAAGAAAAAGCGAUAAGAAGAACACAAACACGUAGUUUAACACAAAUGUUACAGCUGGCCCAUAGAUGUAACGUGCUAUGUUUACAUUUCAGAUGUUUUGAAGAGCUGAACACACAUUUAAACGGUGAGAGAUUAUGAUCUCUCAGAUUGUAAAACGGGUUCUUUCCAAUGUUUGAAGUGGCGGACAGCACAGGAUGCUUCAUUUGAGCUGUGUUUCACACAAAACAGUUUGAGACAUUAAACAUCUCAAGUA
Messenger RNA from Scophthalmus maximus (turbot), 2049 nucleotides. RefSeq lists its product as uncharacterized. The transcript has 2 exons. The record is from RefSeq and is a predicted model, not a curated record. Lineage: Eukaryota; Metazoa; Chordata; Actinopteri; Pleuronectiformes; Scophthalmidae. Bases 445 to 1275 code for a protein of 276 amino acids.